Molecule: messenger RNA, 1332 nt
Organism: Ophidiomyces ophidiicola
Lineage: Eukaryota; Fungi; Ascomycota; Eurotiomycetes; Onygenales; Onygenaceae
Exons: 4
Coding region: 1-1332 (443 amino acids)
Source: RefSeq, a predicted model, not a curated record
AUGAGCACCGAGAUAGGAGGAGGACGCCGUCUCGUCCUUUGUUUCGACGGCACUGGUAAUCGAUACAAGGGAAAUGAAUCAGAUACCAAUGUGGUUAAGAUAUAUGAAAUGCUCGAUCGUCAUGAUAGGAAGCAAUAUCAUUACUAUCAGCCUGGCAUUGGAACAUUCACAACGGGUUCUAGUGGGUCUGGUUUGAGCUGGUUUGGCCGGAUGAAAGCAACCAUAAGCCAGUUAUUUGAUCAGGCUCUCGGCAACACGUUUGAGUAUCAUGUAUGCAGUGGAUAUGAAUUUCUGAUGAAAUUUUACGAACCAGGUGACGAUAUCUAUAUCUUUGGAUUCUCUCGUGGAGCAUAUACAGCAAGAUUUUUGGCAGAGAUGAUUGACAAAGUCGGCUUGCUAUCCCAAGGCAAUGAAGAAAUGGUGCGAUUUGUUUUUGCGUCCUUUAGCCAGGUGCAGCAUAGCAAAGGAAAGCGCACCAAAAGUCAAAAAGACGUGGAGCAUGAGGAAUAUCUUCUUAAAUUUAGAACCACCUUCUGCCGACCAGAAGUUUCUGUGCAUUUUCUUGGGCUUUUUGACUGUGUGAAUAGUGUUUCCCAGUUUGAAAUACCUUUCCGGAGGCACUCUUACGAAUACAUAGCCCAGGCCCCUGCAAAACAUAUUCGCCAUGCAGUUUCAAUUCACGAGCGUCGCCUCAAAUUCAAACCUGCUCUUUUUGUUUUCGAAGAGGAAUCGCAAGGCGCCGAUAUCAAAGAAGUCUGGUUUGCCGGAAGCCACUGUGAUAUCGGCGGAGGCUUUCGAUUCGAGGGCGACUCAAAGAAUCUCCUAUCCGAUAUACCACUUGCAUGGAUGAUUGAUGAAGUUCUCUCAUUAGACUGCCAUCAUGCCGGAAAGCUUGCAUUCCAGAAGCCGGCGGUCGAAAGGGCCAUUAGUUUGAGACGUGAAAGCGAGAAUGAAAGCUGGAACCCGCCAUUAGAUGCGCCUGUGAUCAACAUACCGCAUUAUCACGAUUCCCUAACAUUUGGCGGUGGCGAAAGUUGGGGAAAGACGUGUUUCUGGUGGAUCCUAGAAAUUUUACCAUUUUUCACUCGCCUAGAACUCGAAAACGGUGAAUGGAACCCUCGCUACUGGCCUCCGAAUCUUGGAGCCCUUAGGGACAUACCUCGUGAGGCAAAUAUUCAUAACUCUGUCGAGGAGUUAUUUAAGGCUGGAGUGCUACGCAAAAUGCCGAAACUUGGAGGGGAUGAUGCACCGUUUCUAAAAGAUCCUCUACUAUUGCUUCGAAUCCUGAUGCCAUGGAAGUGGCGAUUUGGGUCAAGAAGAGACCAGGACUAA